AACAAAAUAAAUAAAUAAACAUAUUGAGUGUGUGUGCGUGUGCGUAUUGUAAAAUUCGACUGUAUAUGUGGUUAUUUCAAGGCUUUUGCAAACCUCUUUUUCGCCAAGCCACAAAAAAACUACACUGAAAACAAAACAAAACAAAGUGCACACAAAUAAACAAACCAAAAAGGCUGCCUCUAAUUAAAUAACACAAUUGCACAGAUCGAAUAUAUAUAUAUAUAUAUCUAUAUAAAUAUAUAAACAGCAGCAGCAACAGUGGCAGCAGCGCGUUUGGCGCUAACCGAAAAGGAAAACUGCAAGAAACUCUUAAUUGGAUUAGCCUGCCUGCAACCAACGGGGGCGGCGGGGGCCCCAAUACACAAACUCUGCGUGCGAGCGAGAGGGAGAAAGAGAGCUACAGUGUGUGUGUUGUGUUGUGUGUGUGUGUGUGUGUGUGAGUGUGUGUAUGUGAUAAAGAAGGUCUUAAGCGAUGGCUACAACACAACAAUAUUCGCUGCGUUGGAAUAACUAUUUGCGCCAUUUGACCUACUCAUUGGAUAAUCACCGGCUCAACGAUGACUUCGUCGAUGUUAGCCUCUGUGUGGAUGGGCGCAAGAUUAAGGCACACAAAGUGGUGCUGUCCUCGUGCUCGUCGUAUUUCAAGGAGAUCUUCAAGGAGAAUCCCCAUCCGCAUCCCGUCAUCAUAUUUAAGUUUAUCAAAUUCGAGGAUCUCAAUUCCAUUGUGGAGUUCAUGUACCAGGGCGAGGUAAAUGUGCAACAAGAGGCGCUGCAAUCGUUUUUGCAGACCGCCGAACUUUUGGCCGUGCAAGGCUUGACCGCCGAGGAGAAGGAGAAGCCACAGUUGCCGGUGGUGCCCAUAAUUAGCGAGCACAAGCUUAUCAAAACGAUACCCAGCACAAUACGCGCCGUCAACGAGCAGCAGCAGCAGCAGCAGCAGGUGGCAAUUGCGAGCAUUGUUCAGAAUGGAACACAACAACAACAACAACAGCAACAACAACAGCAGCAGCAGCAACAGCAACAAACCAUUGAAAUACCAACGGCAACGCUGCUGCAGGCAACAGCAACGCAGAUUCAAACGCAAAACGCUGUUGCCAUAGCUCAGCUGCAAGUGCAGCAAAACCAACAACAACAGCAGCAGCAACAACAGCAGCAGCAGCAGCAGCAACAUCAUCAUGUACAAAGCACUCAGAUUCAGCAUAUUCAGGUGCAAGCGGUACCUGUGCAACAGCAGCAGCAACAACAACAACAACAGCAAGUGGUGCAGCAGCAGCAACAACAGGUGCAGCAGCAGCAGCAGCAACAACAACAGCCACAGCAACAGCAGCAACAACAACAACAGGCAGCAGCGCAGGCGCAGCACCUGACAAUCAGCAAUGCGGUAACAAUGCCCACAGCGAACCAGGUGAAGAAGCGCAAGAUUACCUUCUCCGACGAUGAUGACAACAUCUAUACCACCGAAACGGUCGACUAUGCCGUCAAGGACGAGCAGACCAUUGUCAAAACUGCUGAGAUGACAUUUCUGCGUGGCACUGUCAAAAUGGAUAUACCCGAUUAUAUAGUGAGCGAGGUCGAUGAUCGACUGUCGGACGGUGCCACGCCGCAAACGACACAGGAUGCGACAACGGCGGCCGCACAAAAUGUGGCACAAUAUUCAUCCGAAUACGAGAUCCUAACCGAAUCCGAAAUGGAGGAGAAAUAUCAGGCAGAGAACGAGAAUGCCGAAAUUGCCAUCGAAAUGACACGCCUGCUGGGCACGGCGAGUGUGGCAACAACGACGGCAACCACCCAGGCGGUGCUCGAGGAUGCCAAUGUUGCGGUAACCGGUGGCACAACCACCGUCUCAAUAUCGCCAGUGAAAGCCGAUAUCAAAUCCAGUGGCACCAUCGAUUCACCCAAUAAUAAAUGGACAGAAUGUCAGUUUUGCAAAAUGGUUAUUACCACGGUGAAUCUUUGGAGACAUAUUCGCACCCAACACACCCCGCAACCACCGCGCAAAUGCGAUCUCUGCAAUAAGAAUUUCAAGAAUAAAUACAGCCUGCGCGAGCACAUUCGCAUUUCCCAUGAGCAAAAGGUUGCCAUCAAAACGGAAAACUGAUGGACAAUUUUCACCGUGCAGCAUGGCUUACAAUAAACAAUGAUGAUGAUGAUGAUGAUGCUCACAAAAAGGCGACGAAACGAGACGAGGCAGCACUGCACCAAAGAGACAGAGAGAGAGAGACAGACAGAGCGAGAGAGAGAGCGAGCGAGAGAGAGAGUGUGUGGGAGAGAGGAAGAGGGAAGAGAACACAUAGAACAUUACGUCCAAUAACAAGAUGCAAAAAAAAAAAAUAAUAAAAAAAAAAUACACACUAAAAAUGUUUGCUUAUGAAAAACAUAAGAAGCUGCACCACUGCAACAAAUGUGAACAGUAGAAGCCAGAAGAAGAAGAACAAACCAACACACACACACACACACAGUCACAGCCACACCCACUUUUCCAGUCAUUAGCACUAACAUUGCCAGUAUCCAGCAGUCAAAUUCUAUUUUUCUUUGUGUUAGCCAAAAACAAGAUUAAUCAGCAAAAAA
Molecule: messenger RNA, 2568 nt
Organism: Drosophila grimshawi
Lineage: Eukaryota; Metazoa; Arthropoda; Insecta; Diptera; Drosophilidae
Product: broad-complex core protein isoforms 1/2/3/4/5
Exons: 5
Coding region: 473-2098 (541 amino acids)
Biological process (GO): regulation of transcription by RNA polymerase II
Cellular component (GO): nucleus
Molecular function (GO): protein binding
Source: RefSeq, a predicted model, not a curated record